AUGGCAGAAAAGCAGAAUAAAAAGAGAGUUUUUCUGCCUGUAAGCAAAAAAAUUAAAAUUAUGAAAGAAUUAGAGGAAGGAGUGUCACUGCAAACAUUGUGUAAUAAAUAUGCAGUUUCGCGAGAUGUUAUCUAUCGGAUUCGUCGAGAAUGUGGACAACUCAAACAUUUCGGAAUUCGGAGAGGGCAUAACGAAAAUCGCAGAACGUCUUCAAACGAAGACUUAGAAAAUAGAUUAUACACGUGGUUCCAACGUCCAAUGGUGAAUCCAGUAACAGAUUUGCUGUUGCAAGAAAAGGUCAACGCAUUGUUCCAGGAGCACGGGUCGACAUCCUUUGCCGGAAGCAGGGGCUGGUUACAUAAAUUUAAGAAUCGCUAUGAAAUUAGAGUGGCACGGGUACAUGGCGAGCAGGCAAGUGCCGAUACUGAAAGUGCACAACAAUUUACACAAACUUUUACGAAGCGAAUGAAGGAAGACAACAUUGAUUUGUGCACGAUAUAUAACAUGGAUGAAACGAGGCUGUUAUGGAAGACAGUCCCGUCAAAAAGUUUAGUGUGUGCUGAGGAAGAAAAAUUGGCAAGAAAAAAACUCAAGAAAGAUAGAGUGUCUAUUGGAUUGUGCGCCAAUGCUAGAGAACACAUUGUGGGAAUCGCAUAA
Megachile rotundata (alfalfa leafcutting bee) is the source of this 657-nucleotide messenger RNA. Its product is annotated as tigger transposable element-derived protein 7-like. Lineage: Eukaryota; Metazoa; Arthropoda; Insecta; Hymenoptera; Megachilidae. The record is from RefSeq and is a predicted model, not a curated record.